ACGAAUAUUCCUCUUCACUUAUUGUGCACCAGCGGGGCUCCAUUCGGACAAAACGAGUAAUUGUGUAUUGUUCGACAAUGUGUUCACCCGGCUGUUGCACAAAUAAACGAGUUUCCAAGCUUAGAAAGACAGUAGAUGAUGACGCGCCUCCGAAAUUAAUUGUACCAACACCACAAAGCCUACUCUAUAGCUAUGAGGCUUGUCAGGAAGCCGCCGAUUUCAUUACAAAGAACUCGGAAACUCGUCCGAAGUUUGGCAUAAUAUGUGGAUCGGGUCUUAACGCACUAGCUGAGAUGCUGGAGAACCCGAUGGUCUUUCCAUUCGCAGACAUACCCCAUUUCGUAGAGCCAGAUGAAGAUCAUCCGGGCAAAGUAUUCGUGGGUACUCUAAGAGGUGCUACAGUUAUGGCUAUACAAGGACGAUUUCAGCUCUACGAGGGCUACACAAUGGCUAAAAGCGUAAUGCCUGUACGUGUCAUGAAGCUCUGUGGUGUCGAGUAUCUGUUUAGCACGAAUGCGGCCAGCGCAACCAAUCCGCAGUACGGAGUCGGUGACAUUAUGCUGUUGCGGGAUCAUAUAAAUCUGGCAUAUUUACUAACGGGUGUUUCCCCACUGCAUGGGCCCAACGAGAAACGCUUUGGUACCCGCUUUCCCGUGCUGGUGGAUGCCUACGAUCCGACCUUGAUUGAAAAAGCCUUGGGGAUCAGCAAUACUCUGGGCCUGGAGGACCAUGUACAUGUGGGCAUUUACUCAUGCCUGGGCGGCCCUUUCUACGAGACCGUGGCCGAGCAAAACGUUCUACAGUUAUUCGGCACCGACGCAGUCGGCAUGUCGACGGUGCACGAAGUGAUUACGGCCCGCCACUGCAAUAUAAAGGUAUUUGCUUUCAGCAUAAUCACCUCCACCGCCCUGGACUCAGAGGGCAAAACGGAACAUCACAUGAGUAUUUCAGAAGUCACCCAUGUUACCAAAUUGCGGCAACAGGCCUAUUGUGAACUAAUCGCACGCCUCAUCUAUGAGGUGCAGAAUGCGGCGUAAAAGGAGGAUGGCACGUGGAUGCAUUUUGGGAAUUAAAACGAUUGAGUAAACAAAUAAAAUUCAAGCGUAAUUAAAUUGAUUUCAAA
Scaptodrosophila lebanonensis is the source of this 1123-nucleotide messenger RNA. RefSeq names its product purine nucleoside phosphorylase 1. Lineage: Eukaryota; Metazoa; Arthropoda; Insecta; Diptera; Drosophilidae. Gene Ontology annotation, molecular function: purine-nucleoside phosphorylase activity. Gene Ontology annotation, cellular component: cytoplasm. Bases 78 to 1037 code for a protein of 319 amino acids. Gene Ontology annotation, biological process: nucleoside metabolic process. The record is from RefSeq and is a predicted model, not a curated record. The transcript has 2 exons.